Molecule: messenger RNA, 1734 nt
Organism: Schistosoma guineensis
Lineage: Eukaryota; Metazoa; Platyhelminthes; Trematoda; Strigeidida; Schistosomatidae
Source: the annotation of a GenBank genome assembly
GCAAUCUAGUUGACGUUAUUUCGUUGAAUAAGCUGGUGCAUAUUAUUAUCCAGAUUUUCAAAAUUUUAUGAUCAGUGCUUCUGACUCACUCCUCUAGGGUUGUCAGCGAUUCGAAAAUCGGGAUACAAUGAGUUUUUUAUACUGAAAUUAUCUAAACGAAGGUUAUUGAUCAUAGUUCUUUGAAAAUUUCUACUUAUCGCUGAAACGAUCACCUUAACACGUGGUUACACUACUCAGGUAGCAUGAAAUACUCGAGGCUUCUUGAAGCAAAGCAUAUACUUUGUUUAUAUAUGCGUUAAAAAACUACUCGUUUUGUAUCAGAAUGCGUGAUCUUACCGUCCAACUAACGUGAAUUUUGUACAGUAGUUUGCUGUUCACGAGACCUAACACUAUCAACGUUGAAAUGAAGUCAGUGUGCUAGGCGAACCAGGCAUACUUUUCAAAACAUGUUCCCGCUUAGUAAAAUUAAAUUUGAAAACUAUUAUGGAAGAGGAAGAUGAUUGGAGACAGUGUGCUGAAUGGUUAAAUAGAUGUCAAGUUAUCCCGGAUGAUCAUCCGGCUCUGGGGCCAGAUGGUAAUGCGAUUCACUUGGUUCAGGCCUUAAUGGACGGAGUUGCUUUAUGCCAUCUUUUAAGUACAUUAUCAAACCAUGAGUUGGAUAUAAGAUCGAUGAAAGAUUUUAGCCAUAUGCCACAAAAUUCUCAGUUUUUAUGUUUUCAAAAUCUUCGACUAUUUACACAGUUAUGUGAAAAAGAAUUUGAUAUUCCCAGAAAUUUGCUAUUUCAACCUGGUGAUAUUUAUCAUGCUAAAAAUUUUGGGAAAGCGAUUGCAACUUUAUCAAAAUUAUCAUACUCAAGAAGAGCACAGUUAACUGGAAUACCUGGUUUUCCACCAGAAAAUUCAAAGCUACAAUCAACUCAUGAAUAUUAUAAUAAUCUUGAGGAAAUCGCUGCUGCAAUGAAUAAAUUACCUGACUCUGGAAAACCAAAUUAUACUCAAAUGGAAGAGGAAAAUAAAGAAAAACUGUAUGAUACAGUGGUGUAUCAAGGUUCAAAAUCUCGUCUAAAUUUGGACUCUGAACCAACAACUGCACGAGCGUAUUGUAUUCGCGAAAUAGUGGAUACAGAAAAAAAUUACGUAGAUGUGUUGAAAAUGUUAAUUGAGAAGUACAAGCAUCCGCUUAUUGGAGUUCUUUCGCACAACGAAAUUGAAGAGAUUUUCAAGUACAUUGAGGAAUUACAUACUAUUCAUAGAGAGUUUUUAAGUAAUCUGAGUUUGGCAACUAGUGCAACUGUGAAUUUCCUUAGUUUAAGUGAUGUUUUUCUUAAAACUCGAGAUAAUCUUCUCAUAUAUGGAGAAUAUUGUGGUCAUUUACAACAUGCUCAAAAUUUAGUUUAUGAAAUUAUGCGAAAUGAUGUAGAAAAACGUAACAAAAUAGAAUUAUGUCAGUCAAAUUCAGAGAAAUACAAUAAAUUCGCUUUGGCUGAAUUACUUACAAUACCAAUCCAACGCGUUUUGAAAUAUCAUCUUCUGUUAGAGCAUCUAUGUAAACUCACUCCAGCUGAUCACUAUGAUCGUCCUGAUCUAACUGUAGCUCACGAAGCUAUGCGUGAAGUUGCAUUAUCUAUCAACGAUGUUAAACGAGAUCUUGACACGAUUAGCUCGAUUGAUCAAAUUCAAUCCAGUUUACUUGAAAUAAUGCUGGUGAGUAGUAGUAGUGUGAUAUUUUCAUGA